CUUUUCUGAAAUACGCUCUGAACUUGGCAUCAUCCCAUCCCACUCUCUUUCUCUCUCUCUUUUAUUUUGUCUUCGGUUGUAGUACCACAUACGCAGCUUGGAAAAAAAAUAUAAAAUGGACGACGAUCCACCACCUACAGACACCUCGCCAUUACCGUCACCGUCCCCGUCACUCCCACCCAUCGACGAUAAUAAUGACCCUGCCAACAACUACGCUCCUCUCAUUCUCGGCACUAUUGCACUUUUCAUGAUCGCAGUAGCUACCGUUUCACGCUAUGGCAAUGUAAAAGAGCAGCCCUGGUACGUUUCCGUUGUCUGCAUCAUUGGCUGGUGUUUUCCGUUCUGGAUUGUUCUCUUGUUGCCACUCGACAUUGCUUCGACAAUGUACGAUAACUGUGAAGGCGAGUGCCAGACACCAUUUGCGCACGUGUCACAAUCAUUCCUAUAUGUAGCUUGGCGGACACUCUAUUGGACAUCUUUUUGUUUGACCUGGGUGAUGAUACCAAUGAUGCAGGCAUAUGUCAAUACCGGCGACUUUGGCUUUACCCAAAGAGUCAAGGCGGCCGUGCAAGUCAACCUCCGCUUUUACUCCAUCUAUGUCGUUGUUGGAUUUUUUGGAUUAUUGUAUCUCAUUUUUGGCAGUGGAUAUACAACAAAGGAAAAGAUUCAAGGUUUCGUAAUGGCAAUGGCCAAUAGCUGGGGCUUGUUCCUAGUCAUUGUCUUUUUAGGAUAUGGUCUGGUGGCGGUUCCUAGAAGGUUGUGGAUCACCGGAAACACAAAGCGGCAUCUCCGUCAACUUUAUGCAAAUGCAUCCAAGGGAAAGGAGGAAUCCAUGGAUAGUGAGUUGGAGUUUAUCGAACUGGCAAAGACUAUGCACGCUAUUGCACAAAGAAUCACUCCAAGCGAUCCCUUUGUCCGUAACCGCGUGGAUCAAAUGAUCCGUCGAUUUCCAUUUGUACUUGACAAUGACUAUAGUGACCGAGAAAACUCAAUUCGUCUGCCGCGAACAAUUACCGAAGAGUAUCUGGUCAAAUUAUGCAAGGAUAUGAUUAUUGCUUCGAGAAUGCGUGAUAGAAAACUAGCAUUAUGGAGAAACUUGCUACACGAGGCGUUUUAUCUCCAAGAUGUCAUCUCCAAUAGAAGCAACACUGACCACCGCUUUCACUCGACACUAAGACCGCUUUCAGAGAACACCAAGUGGAAUGACUUUAAGGCAUGCUUAGAAUGGUGGUGGGUUUUACGACUUGAGCCAGUAUUCCAUCGUGGCGUAGCCAUUUUGUGUGCACUUGUCAGCAUCUGCAUCCUCUGGUCAGAGCUCGUGUUUAAUAUCAAGAACCCUGUCAUUUCUUUGGUAGCACUCGGAUUGAAAGGAUGUGGAUUUAACUAUGCUGCUGUAGAGCUCAUGGCAUUCUUCACCUUGACGUUCAUGUGCCUUUGCGUAUAUACUUCAUUGUUUAAAGUUCGCUUCUUUAACCUAUAUCUACUCAUCCCGAACCAUCAUACGGAUGAAAACAGUUUACUGUGGUUCACUGGAUAUCUAUGUAAAAUGAUGGCCCCCUUAUGCUACAACUAUAUAAACUUGGCAGGAAACUCAAGUGGUGCAGAAAAAUCAGUGUUUAAUCAGUUUAUGGGUCACGCUGAUCUGAUACCUUUUCUGGGAACUACGUUCAUCGACUGGUUCCCCGUGGUCAUCCUCAUCCCUGCUGUUUCGGCCUAUUUCAAUGUGGGUGGUCGAUGUUUGAGUAUUUGUGGCGUCAAGGAUCCUUAUGAGAAUGACGAAGAAAAUCCGGAUUCAGAGGGUCCUGUCGCUCUGAGUGCAGAUAUUGCGGAUGGCAAAGCGCUCAUCGAUGAAGAACGCAUGAUCAUGGAACGGAACAUAAACCCAGAUUUAUCUAAUCAACGGGGUAUUCUAAAUCGGGCACGAAACGCUUUGGAGGCAUACACAUCCAAGUAUAAUAAUCGCGCAUCCUCUGUCCACAGCACACAUAGUUCUAGAUCCUUGAACACCUUUGCCAACCACCGUUCGCCACUCUCUUCCAAUAUCCGACAAGAAAGAGAUCGACGGAUCGACGAGAUUUUAUCUGGUCGGACAACACCAAACUCGAUUGCCAGUACAAGUAGUGGCAACCGAUAUGUACAUAACAACAACAGCAGUGGACAAGAUAGUACGAGCAGCAGAGAGACAUCUUCAGAUGAGGAAUCGGGUCUCCAAGCAUUUGGUGAAACGUUAAAGUCAAAGCUAAACACACUGUUUACAACAAAAAAAGGGCAACAGGAUGCACAACCCUUAUUGGAUCCACAGCCUCAGACUCAGCAUCAGCAUCAUCCAGGCAAUGGUGGUGGUGGUAGCAGCACCAGAGCCGGCAGGGUACUUGGACGACCCACAUCACCUGAGUAUGCUCGAUCACGGUCCCCCUCACCGACACCAGAUACCACUCGAUUUUCGCUGGCUGCGGUCUCCUCUGCGGACAGAAAUAGCAACACCAAGCCUUUCACUCGCUACGAGAGUAACAGCAACAAUAAUAACAUGUUUAAUGGCAUUUAAGCUUAGAGGAAAAGAGCGGAUAGUAUACAGCACAUAGCAUUAUCAUAAUAGCAAACUAUAAUAAUAUAGUAAAUACCACCACCAUCCCCUAUAUU
Zychaea mexicana is the source of this 2640-nucleotide messenger RNA. Its product is annotated as LMBR1-like membrane protein-domain-containing protein. The transcript is spliced from 13 exons. NCBI's taxonomy places the organism in Eukaryota, Fungi, Mucoromycota, Mucoromycetes, Mucorales, Lichtheimiaceae. Gene Ontology annotation, cellular component: membrane. Bases 116 to 2545 code for a protein of 809 amino acids. The record is from RefSeq and is a predicted model, not a curated record.